Molecule: messenger RNA, 1337 nt
Organism: Ochotona curzoniae (black-lipped pika)
Lineage: Eukaryota; Metazoa; Chordata; Mammalia; Lagomorpha; Ochotonidae
Gene: UBL4A
Product: ubiquitin like 4A
Exons: 4
Coding region: 52-525 (157 amino acids)
Biological process (GO): post-translational protein targeting to endoplasmic reticulum membrane
Molecular function (GO): protein binding
Source: RefSeq, a predicted model, not a curated record
GGGGGGCUGUUGGGGCGCGCGCGGGCCGUAGUGGACGGCGCCGUGGCCGCCAUGCAGCUGACGGUGAAGGCGCUCCAGGGCCGCGAGUGCAGCCUGCAGGUGCCUGAGGACGAGCAGGUAUCCACACUGAAGCAGCUAGUCUCCGAGAGGCUGAACGUCCCCGUGCACCAGCAACGACUGCUGUUCAAGGGCAAGGCCCUUGCAGAUGGGAAACGACUGUCAGAUUACAGCAUCGGGCCCAACUCCAAGCUGAACCUAGUGGUCAAGCCCCUGGAGAAGGUGGUACUAGCGGAAGGCACCGCGCGGAGAGCGGCCGAUUCGCCACCCCCACCCGUCUGGCAGCUGAUCUCCAAAGUCCUGGCACGCCACUUCAGUGCAGCAGAUGCCAGCAGGGUCCUGGAGCAACUUCAGAGGGACUAUGAGAGAUCCCUGAGCCGCUUGACCCUGGACGACAUCGAGCGCUUGGCAAGCCGCUUCCUGCACCCUGAAGGGUCUGAGGCUCUGGAGAAGGGGUUGCCCAAAUAGCACUUGUGCAGCGUGGGGGAGGAGCCAGAGGCCAGGCCGCAGCUGCAUGUUGCAUUAAAUGUGUUCUCACGUGGCAGUUUGGCUCAUAAGAAUAACAGUAGCUGGCAGCUACCUGGUUCUUGCUAGCUCGAAGCGCUCGGCCUGGGGUCACUCCCACAGCCUGUGGAAGAGGUGGGGCAGCACAGUAAGGCAGGAGAAGCCAAAUCUGAGUGCAGCCAGCUUCUAGAAGUGCCUCAUCAUAAGAGCGAGACAGGGGCUCCUGCCAGGACGGGCCAUGGUGUGUCACAUUUGGGAAGGAGUCCUUCCCAGGAGGGCCUCUGCUGCCCAGUGCUGUGACCUGACCCCCGGCGGGUCUGGCAGAACCCCCAGCUGCACUUGACAGAGGUGCUGCUCGAUUCCCCCAGCUCCAUGGUGUCACUUGGGGAAAACCCCUCUACCAUUUGGGGUUCCACAGCCACCGACUGUACCGUGAGGGCCAUGCCUCCACACCGAGUCCAGCUCUUCCAUCCUUACCCCAGCCUGGGGCAGGGGUGUCCUGUCCCCUGUCCCCUGCCCCAGUGCUUUUCUUCCUGGGUUCAGUAAACAGACUGAAGCCAAAAAUGACACAACGGCCAGAGACGGCUUGUCCCAGCCCUGGCUGCUCAGCAUCUGCUCAGCACCUUCUCCCCCAAUGAGAUGCGACAAGUGACUAAGCAGGGCGGUGUCGUGGAGGCAUGCCGCAGCAUGGAGGACGGAUGGCUGCUUCCUGUGCCACAGCUGCAUUAAGGCUUUCACUGGGGAGGGCCAGGGCACUGACGGUGGCACUGCUUCCU